Penicillium lagena is the source of this 2466-nucleotide messenger RNA. RefSeq names its product i-AAA protease YME1. The record is from RefSeq and is a predicted model, not a curated record. Gene Ontology annotation, cellular component: mitochondrial inner membrane. Bases 1 to 2466 code for a protein of 821 amino acids. Gene Ontology annotation, biological process: protein quality control for misfolded or incompletely synthesized proteins; mitochondrion organization. Gene Ontology annotation, molecular function: ATP-dependent peptidase activity; ATP hydrolysis activity; ATP binding. NCBI's taxonomy places the organism in Eukaryota, Fungi, Ascomycota, Eurotiomycetes, Eurotiales, Aspergillaceae. The transcript is spliced from 4 exons.
AUGGCCUUUCAAGUCCCGAUCCCUCGGCCGGUGAGGAUAACCCGUCGUCGACUCUUGAGCCACAUUUCAUCGCUGACUUCCGCAUCGCACCAACAGAAUGUCGCUGCCGCGACGUCCGAUCUCUGGCCUACGAUGUCGAGCUUCUUGGCCGCGCCUUACAAGCAGGCCGGCCGAACUUCCGCGGCCAACGCGGGCGAGACUGCCCAGCGGAAACCCAGUCGGAAAGAGAAUGCGACGGUAUCUUCCCGCGCGUCGUUGCCCGACUGCCUCGACACCGUCUCCCUUGAAGCUUUGAAAGCGAAGGUUCUCGAGCGGCCCGCGCAAUACGGAUGGUCAUCGUCAAGAGGAGGCAACACGCUUUGGACUUCCUCGACGUUCGCACAAGCCCGUGGGCCUUCCCUUCCGAAUGCUCGUUCCUUCUCAACUCUCACACCCUUCGGUCUCCACCCUCUACGACCGGCACCGAAGGUCAGGGGACUCUCGAAGAUCCAGCAACAACGAUUUCUGUUUGGAGGAGUGUCGCAGAAUAUCCUGGCCCAGAAGGAGAAGACCGCGAACAACAACCCGAACAGCGCAACUGCCCAGAAUGCAUUCUACCAGGCACUUCUGCGCGCUAACAUGCCUGCGAUCGUGGUCGAGAGAUACCGAAGCGGCCAGUUUGCCAGCAACCCGUCGUCCGAAGCAACCUACAUCAAGGCCCUGCAGCGUGUGGGUGGCGUAGAAUCGGCGGCCGUGGCAGGACAGAACCAAAAUCUCGGCCCUGACCAGCUCCAGGCCGUUGGACAGGCAGUUGCAGCACGGAACUACGGCGGUCAGAUUGGGAUGGCCACUAAGCAAAACGGCACCGGUGCCAAGGAGGCGCCACUCUACGUUGUGGUGGAGGAGUCUCUGGGUAGCACGGUGUUCCGAUGGGUAAAGUUUUUGCUCUACUUCGGCUUUUUUACCUACAUGUCUCUCGUCAUGGUCACCAUUCUGGUCGAAACCACCGGCGUGAUGAAGAACAUCCGAGGUUCGCAGAACAACGAGGCACAGCCCCAGCAGCAAACGGUCCGGUUCACCGAUGUGCACGGUUGCGAUGAGGCCAAGGAUGAACUUCAGGAGCUGGUCGAGUUCCUUCUCAACCCCGAACGCUUCUCGUCUCUCGGUGGCAAAUUGCCCAAGGGCGUCCUCCUGGUCGGUCCUCCCGGUACGGGUAAGACCCUGCUCGCGCGUGCCGUUGCUGGAGAAGCUGGCGUUCCAUUCUUCUACAUGUCCGGAUCCGAGUUCGACGAGGUUUACGUGGGUGUUGGUGCCAAGCGGGUGCGUGAACUUUUCAAUCAAGCCCGUGGCAAGGCUCCGGCGAUUAUCUUCAUCGACGAGCUGGACGCGAUUGGUGCGAAGCGAAAUGAGCGCGAUGCUGCAUACGUGAAGCAGACUCUCAACCAGCUGCUGACCGAACUGGAUGGAUUCUCUCAAACUAACGGAGUCAUCAUCAUCGGUGCCACCAACUAUCCCCAGUUGCUGGACAAAGCGCUUACUCGACCUGGUCGGUUCGACCGCAGGGUCGUGGUCGGCCUGCCGGACGUCCGCGGCCGCAUGGACAUCUUGAAACACCACAUGAAGGAGGUACAGAUCAGUACUGAUGUCGACGUCGCCGUUAUUGCUCGCGGCACGCCUGGCUUCUCCGGUGCUGAUUUGGAGAACCUGGUCAACCAAGCUGCAAUCCGCGCCAGCCGUGACCGCAAGCCCAAGGUCGGCCCGCUGGACUUCGACUGGGCCAAGGAUAAGAUCAUGAUGGGUGCCGAGGCUCGCAGCCGCAUCAUCCAGGACAAAGACAAGCUCUUGACGGCGUACCACGAGGCUGGCCACGCGCUGGUUGCUUACUUCUCGCCUUCUGCGACGCCGUUGUACAAGAUCACCAUUGUGCCUCGCGGCAUGGCCCUAGGUGUGACUCACUUCCUUCCGGAGAUGGACAUGGUCUCGAGGAACUACAUGGAGUACCUGUCGGACAUUGAUGUUUCGAUGGGCGGCAAGGCAGCCGAGGAACUGAUCUUCGGACCGGACAACGUCACCAGUGGCAUUUCAGCGGAUAUCCAACAAGCAACCGAAACGGCAUUCACACUGAUCACUCGCUUCGGCUACUCCAAAAAACUGGGCAACGUUGAUCUCUCAAGCAACUACGAACGCCUCUCAUCUGAGACCAAGCAGGAGAUCGAAAGCGAAGUGCGCCGCCUCGUCGAGGAAGCCCGCGCCCGCGCCCAGAAGAUUCUGACCGAGAAGCGCAGCGAACUUGAGCUCCUCACCAAGGCGCUGAUUGAGUAUGAGACCCUCACGAGGGAGGAGAUGGAGAAAGUUUUGAAAGGCGAGAAAAUCGACAAACUCAGAUCAAACCCCAAGGCUCCGCUGAAGCUGCCUGAUGCCCUGCUCGAUGCGAACCUGGGUCCGUCUUCCGCUGGUGCUGGGAAUCCGCCUCCCGCAGCGGAGUAA